AUGGCCACUCAGACCAUCGUCAAGAAGAGGGCCUGCGUGGUCGGCGGUAGCGGUUUUGUCGCCUCUUUGCUUGUGAAGCUUUUGCUUGGGAAGGGCUAUGCCGUUAAUACCACUGUUAGAGACCCUGUCAAUCAGGAAAAGAUAUUACACCUCUUGCAAAUGAAAGCUUUGGGUGAGCUAAAGAUUUUUGGAGCUGAUCUAACUGAGGAAGGCAGCUUCGAUGCCCCUAUAGGAGGUUGUGACCUCGUCUUCCAUGUUGCAACGCCUGUUCACUUUGCCUCAGAAGAUCCAGAGAAUGACAUGAUCAAGCCAGCAAUCCAUGGUGUACUAAAUGUUCUCAACUCUUGUGUCAAAGCGAAAACGGUUAAACGUGUCGUCUUGACGUCGUCUGCUGCAGCUGUUUCAAUCAACAGGCUUAGCGGGACAGGCUUGGUUGUGGACGAAGCGAAUUGGAGUGACAUUGAGUUCUUGACUACUCAAAAACCACCUACUUGGGGCUACCCUGUGUCCAAGACACUAGCUGAGAAAACAGCUUGGAAAUUUGCUAAAGAAAAUAACGUUGACCUCAUCACUGUGAUCCCUUCUCUCAUGGCUGGCCCUUCUCUUACUCCUGAUAUUCCCAGCAGUGUUGGCCUAGCAGCAUGCUUACUUUCAGGAAAUGAUUUCCUCAUAAAUAACAUAAAAGGCAUGCAAAUGCUGUCAGGAUCGAUAUCCAUUUCGCACGUUGAGGAUGUCUGCCGAGCUCACGUAUUUUUGGCUGAGAAAGAAUCGGCUUCUGGUCGUUACAUUUGCUGUGCUGUGAACACCAGUGUUCCUGAGCUUGCAAAGUUCCUCAACAAAAGAUAUCCUCACUGCAAAGUCCCCACUGAUUUGGGAGAUUUUCCCUCCAAGCCCAAGUUGAUAAUCUCCUCAGAGAAGCUGAUUAAGGAGGGAUUUAAUUUCGAGUAUGGGAUUGAAGAAAUAUAUGAUCACACCCUGGAGUAUUUGAAGACUAAAGGAUUGCUUCACAUCUGAAAGUCUCAAUAAUUGGUGAUCUUAA
Morus notabilis is the source of this 1039-nucleotide messenger RNA. RefSeq names its product anthocyanidin reductase ((2S)-flavan-3-ol-forming). NCBI's taxonomy places the organism in Eukaryota, Viridiplantae, Streptophyta, Magnoliopsida, Rosales, Moraceae. The coding region runs from base 1 to 1014 and encodes 337 amino acids. The transcript is spliced from 6 exons. The record is from RefSeq and is a predicted model, not a curated record. Gene Ontology annotation, molecular function: anthocyanidin reductase activity; oxidoreductase activity, acting on the CH-OH group of donors, NAD or NADP as acceptor.